This is a messenger RNA of Morone saxatilis (striped sea-bass), 936 nucleotides long. RefSeq names its product olfactory receptor 10A3-like. Lineage: Eukaryota; Metazoa; Chordata; Actinopteri; Moronidae. The record is from RefSeq and is a predicted model, not a curated record. Gene Ontology annotation, biological process: G protein-coupled receptor signaling pathway. The transcript has a single exon. The coding region runs from base 1 to 936 and encodes 311 amino acids. Gene Ontology annotation, molecular function: olfactory receptor activity; G protein-coupled receptor activity. Gene Ontology annotation, cellular component: membrane.
AUGGAAAACAGCACUGUUUCCUUUUACUUUAACCUCACCAUGUUUGUGAACAUUGGACACUACCGCUAUCCAGUCUUUGUUUUUUGCCUCCUGCUGUACAGCUUUAUUCUCUCUGCUAAUCUUGUCAUAAUAGUGGUGAUAUCUCGAGAAAGAACCCUACACGAACCCAUGUAUGUGUUCAUUGCCUUGUUAUCUGUCAACUCUCUGUAUGGAUCCACUGGUUUCUUCCCCAGAUUCCUCAUGGACCUCCUGUCUGACGCUCAUUUGAUCUCACGUCCUGCUUGUUUCACUCAGAUCUAUGUUAUUUACACAUAUGCCUCCUAUGAAAUGACGAUUCUUGGCAUUAUUGCAUAUGAUCGGUAUAUUGCAAUUUGUCACCCUUUACACUAUCACAGAAAGAUGAACAACAAAACGGUUAGAAAGUUGGCAGCAUUGGCUUGGAUUUGCCCAGCUUUUGGUAUUAUGGCAUUAAUUUCUUUGUCCACCUGGCUUCCUUUAUGUGGUAAUGAGAUACAAAAAAUAUUUUGUGCCAACUGGAACAUUGUAAAAUUGUCAUGUGUUAAAACUCUUGUGAACAAUAUUUAUGGUUUGCUUUUGACUAUUUCUACAGUUUUCUUUCCCCUUUGUUAUGUCCUGUACACCUAUCUGCGAAUUUUAAUGGUUUGCUGGAAAAACUCGGCUGAAUUCAAAGGGAAAGUAUUUCAGAGCUGUUUGCCUCAUGUUAUUACAUUUGUGAUUUAUUCUAUCACAGGAUUUUGUGAUAUUGCCCUGAGCAGGUAUAACAUUGAACAGAUACAUCCAUUUGUGGCUGUUAUUCUGUCACUAGAGUUUGUUGUUAUUCCUCCAGUUCUCAAUCCUCUUGUGUAUGGGCUCAAGUUACCAGAAAUCAGAAGACAGAUUUUAAGGUUAUUAACAUGGUAUAAAAUAAUAAAUUGA